This is a messenger RNA of Spea bombifrons (plains spadefoot toad), 1725 nucleotides long. Its product is annotated as UDP-glucuronosyltransferase 1A1-like. Lineage: Eukaryota; Metazoa; Chordata; Amphibia; Anura; Pelobatidae. Gene Ontology annotation, molecular function: UDP-glycosyltransferase activity. The transcript is spliced from 5 exons. Bases 1 to 1725 code for a protein of 574 amino acids. The record is from RefSeq and is a predicted model, not a curated record.
AUGUCAGCAGUUAGUCCUGAUUGCAGCCCGCAAGGGAAGGCUCCGGGUAGACGGAGACCGAAGUUCCCAGAAAUGCUUCUACAACUAUGGAUUUCUUGUGGUGAGAACAUCGAUCCUCGCUUCUUGGCCUUUUGGUUAAGUUCACUCAUUCAGAAUGUGAUGGUAGAAAUCAACCUCAUUAUUUGUACUUUGGGUGGAAAACUCUUAGUGGUCCCUAUGGAUGGUAGCCAUUGGCUGAGCAUGAAACCUGUGACGGAGAGGCUGACAAAAAAUGGACAUGAAGUCGUAGUUCUAAUGCCAGAAAGCAGUUUAUCGAUGGGCAAUUCUAUGUUUUACACUGUGAAGACCUUCCCUAUUCCUUACAACAACCAGGAACUGGAAGCGCAUAUACAGAAGUAUGGAAGUAGUCACUUCAUUAAACCUUCUUUCCCAGGGGUCACCAUUGCAAUGUUUAACAGCAUGCUGGAUAUAUUACAAGUAUUCCACAAAAUUUGUGAAAGUUUAUUACACAACAAGGAACUUGUUCAGAGUCUCCGAGAGGAGAAAUAUGAUGCUGUUCUCACUGAUCCAUUUUCACUUUGUGGCACAAUAGUAGCAGAAUAUCUGGAUAUACCCUCUGUGUCUUUUUUAAGAGGAAUGCCAUGUUCCUAUGACUAUAUCAGUGCACAGUGCUCAAGCCCACUGUCAUAUGUGCCCAGAAUAUUCACCCAGUAUACGGACAAGAUGACCUUCAUGGAACGUUUUAAGAACGUACUGGUCAGGCUAUCAGAGUUCUACUAUUGUAAGGUUACAUACUUGCCAUGGAACCGCCUGGCUUCAGAAUUUCUGAACAGAGAGGUAACAGUUCUGGAACUUGUCAGCAGAACUUCAGUGUGGCUGCUGAGAUAUGACUUUGUCUUUGAGUACCCAAAGCCUAUUAUGCCCAACAUGGUGUUCCUUGGAGGAAUCAAUUGUGCUCUGAAUAACUCACUGAAAAAGAUGAAGUUGUUCUCUAUGUGUGGAACUGCGUUUUGUCUGCUCAUCCUAGGAUCUCUUAACUUGGCUCAAGGAGGAAAGCUCCUAGUGGUCCCUAUGGAUGGCUCUCACUGGCUGAGCAUGAAACCUGUAGUAGAGAAGGUGGCAGAGAAUGGGCAUCACGUUGUGGUUGUGAUGUCAGAAAGCAGUUUAACCAUAAACUUUAUACGCAUGAUAGAGGUAUCCAAAAUGCUCUAUGAGAUUUGCGAGAGUUUAUUACACAACAACGAACUCAUUCAGAAUCUUCAGAACAGCAAUUUUGAUGCUGUGCUCACAGACUCAAUUUCAAUAUGUGGGCUGGUUGUAGCAGAACAUCUGGGAAUACCCUCUGUGAGUUUUUUCAGGGGCCUUCCCUGUUCCUAUGACUAUAUCAGUGCACAGUGUCCAAGCCCUUUAUCUUUUGUACCUAGAUUGUUCUCCCAAUAUUCAGACAACAUGACUUUUAUGCAGCGUGUGAAGAACCUCUUGGUCAGAUUAACAGAGCCAUAUUAUUGUGGACAAUUGUUUUUACCAUUGGAACGCUUGGCUUCUGAGUUUCUCAAGAAGAAAGUAACCGUCCUGCAGCUCCAAAGCAAAUCAUCAGUCUUACUCUUCCGAUAUGACUUUGUCUUUGAGUUUCCAAGACCUAUUAUGCCCAAUAUGGUGUUCGUAGGAGGAAUUAACUGUGGUCUCAAGAAGUCUUUGACAAAGGUAGGAAGUACUUACUUGUGA